Pseudophryne corroboree (corroboree frog) is the source of this 5276-nucleotide messenger RNA. RefSeq names its product alpha kinase 1 (gene ALPK1). Gene Ontology annotation, molecular function: monosaccharide binding; ATP binding; protein serine/threonine kinase activity. Gene Ontology annotation, cellular component: cilium. The record is from RefSeq and is a predicted model, not a curated record. Gene Ontology annotation, biological process: innate immune response; protein phosphorylation; cytoplasmic pattern recognition receptor signaling pathway. Bases 194 to 4588 code for a protein of 1464 amino acids. The transcript is spliced from 17 exons. Lineage: Eukaryota; Metazoa; Chordata; Amphibia; Anura; Myobatrachidae.
UCUGUCUCCCUUUCCGGGAAGUCAGCGUGUUAUAUUAUUAUACUGCUGGAGUUAGCAGUAAGUGUGCUGUGUAUGUGGCGGUCACUGAGCACAGUUGGCUCUUAUCUCCGUGCAUUCCUCCCAUAGCCUAGGGGGCAGCAGCAGCUCAUCAUCACACAUUGUGCAUCCCUGACAGAGAGCCAUGUACUAGCCCAUGCUGUGGACCCGGUGUAUGUGGUACCUCAACCUUGAAAGAUCCCUUUUAUUCAGAAUAUAUGUCUUCUUCCAGGUCAUUGAUCAUAGAGCACCCAGGGACACUCAAUUCACCGUCAAGUGGGAAACAGUCAUAAUGAGUAAUCAGGAUUUUGAGGCUGUACUACAGGCGUGCAAGCGAAUGCUCGAUGUUCUCGCUUCAGAGGUGUUCGAGCCAUCUGAGGAGGAAAAGAAUGACUACCAACGGUGCGAAGAGCGAGCAGGGGUGGCCAACCAGUCAGUGACAAAGAGCCACAAAACCUUGUUAGAUGAUAAUGGCCACAGUGUAGAAAAUUUAGAUCAUCGUCGACAUGAAGUGGGAACGGAGGGUUCCAUUGUUCACCCAAGUGGCCAGCUAGUGAACGCCGUAGAUGAAAUUAGCAGGUCUGCUUCCGACAGAGCCAUGGAUUCGCGUGAAGUAUGGAUUGUGGGGAACUCCUAUGUAGACUUUGCCUCCAAGAUUCCGACUGCAAGAGACACAGCCAUUUUCAGAGCUUCUCUCCCAGACGAUCUGAGGACCCUGAUUCAGGAGGCAAAGGAAAUGAAGUGGCCCUUUGUGCCAGAGAGGUGGCAAUACAAACAGGCUGUAGGCCCAGAAGACAAAACAAACCUACAGGAUAUGAUCAAUCCAAGGCUGCAUGACUUACUGGUGUAUUUGAAGACUUCUAUCAUGGUUGGUGACAGUGGUACUGCUGCUGCUAUUGUGUUCCUGAUUGACCGGUUUCUAUACUGGGCUGAUGCAUCCACAAAACUGCUGUCUGUUGCAAAGGCUUUGCACAAGGUGUGGCCAUCCACACCAAUAGCGCCACAGGUGGUUAUACGGCAAGCUCGUAUAUCUGUAAAUUCAGGAAAGCUUUUGAAAGCAGAAUAUAUAUUAAGCAGUCUGAUAAGCAACAAUGGAGCAACAGGUACAUGGCAAUAUUCUGAAGAUAGUGACAGGCUUCUAGUUCAGUCUGUGUGCAUACAGAUCCGAGGACAAAUCCUACAGAAAUUAGGCAUGUGGUACGAGGCAGCUGAGCUGAUCUGGACCUCUCUUGUUGGUUUUUUUGAACUCCCCAUACCUGACAAAAAGGGAAUAUCGACUUCCCUUGGUGUUUUAGCAGACAUCUUCAUAUCCAUGAGUGAGGAGGACUACCAGAGGUUUAAAAAAAACAGUAACGUGGGCUUGACUCUACUGGAAAAGUUUGAACACAAAUUACUGUCAGCAGCAGAAGCUUGUAAACUGGCAGCAACUUACAGUCUAUACACACCCCUCUUUGUACUCACCAACUUGAACAUCCGUGGCACAUGUUUGUUGUCGUAUAGCUUGUCAAAAGACUGUACAGUGGAUAAGAGAUCUUACUAUCUUUCUCAAGCUAAGGAAUCAUUUGAGAUUGGGCUCCUUACCAAGAAAAAAGGUGACCAUGUGACAAGUAAGCAGGAGCUAUACAGCUUUGUCAAGGCAGCCUUUUGUCUUGCAAAUGUGCACAAAUGGCUUAACGGUGAGACUGCCCAAAAUGAAGACGUGAAUGUGAUUUAUAGUGAAGCCAUGGAGAAGCUGGCAAAGUAUAAUAUUUUACCAGACAAACAUGACAAAGCAGACUUGGCCAAUUAUAUUAUGUCUCUUGUAAGCUCCAUAAAAGAACUUUUCAAAGUACAGCCAAUCGAAACCUCAGAUAACCGUUCUUAUGUGCCCGACAGCUACAGAGAUUGUGUAGACAAAAAUAUUGUUAUCGGAAAAGUCAGGUUUAAUAAACUGCUGGAUAUGUAUUCUCAGCAUCACAACUCUGUGUGUGACGUGUUUGAUAGGAAUUGCAGAAACCAUGUUGCAAUGGACGUAAAAUCAGGAGUUUGUGUCACUGCAUUAAAGACUAGCGAUACUGUCAGUACAAUAGACAACUCUCCCAUCCAAACAGCUGGAGACCAUGAUCGCUCAAGUGACAAAUCAGGCAAGAGAAGAAAGUUUGUGCGGUCUGAUGCAAUAAGUCACUCCGUUGAUGAGGACAGUAGUAAAAAUGUUAGAAGGUCACUUAACAAACGUUACAGCUCCAGCUUGUCAAACUCCUCUUUUAGUUGGGAAUGUAUUCCAGAACAUAAUGAAAAAGAGCCUCACAUAACCGAUGACAGUAGUAAGGUGGAGAAUCCUGGCUCUUCAGCUAAAAUAGGUGAGAUUGUUAAUUUAGAAACAAAUAACGGAAUUGAAAUCCCUUUUCAGGGUCUCUCAGUUCAAGAAGGCAAGAGCUCUGAUAACCAAUCUAAUUGUCCACUGUUCAGUGAAAAACAAACUGGAGAAACAAACCGGACAAAUGAUGCAAGCCAGUCAAUCUCUAUUACUGGAAAUAAUGAAAUUUCAGCUACCAAUAAAUUGGUGUCUACUAUGUCAUGUGAAAUGGGGAAUGAUCACUAUUCAGAUUAUGAGUCAUUUGUAAUUGUAGACCCUUUGACUGAGACAGAAUCUGUCACUGAGAAUAAACUGAGCAAUGUAUCAGGAAAACGAAAUGAUUUUAAGGGUGAUUUUACAGGAAGUUAUGGUAAUAACGUAAAAGGAGAAACCCUAUAUGCUACAGAUGAAGUAUUUAUUGGUAUACAUGAGAAUUUGCCAAAACCUCCAGGUCAUCCAAGUGCUGCUGCAGGACAAAGGUUAUUCCAUGUAAUUGACGUAGAAGGUGAAACCAAAGAUACUACAGAUGAUGUAGACAUUGAAGUACAGAGAAAUAUGCCUAAACUUCCUGGUCCAUCAGGUCAAAUUGCAGGGGAAAGUUUAUUUAAUGGAAUUGAUGUAGAAGGUGAAACCAAAGAUACUACAGAUGAUGUAGACAUUGAAGUACAUGGGAAGAUGCAGAUACCUCCAGGUCCAUCAGGUCAUAUUGCAGGACAAAUGUUAUUUCAUGGAAUUGACAUAGAAGAUGAAACAAAAUAUUCUACAGAUGAUGUAGACAUUGAAGUACAUGGGAACAUGCCAAUACCUUCAGGUCCAUCAGGUCAUAUUGCAGGACAAAGGUUGGUUCAUGGAAUUGACAUAGAAGGAGAAACAAAAGAUGCUACAGAUGAUGCACUUAUUGAAAUUCAUCCGUCUGUACCAGCAGCUCCAUCUGUGUCUGUGAUAAGCCAUAAUAAUCUGGCCUCCUUUUCUGAAGACAAGUUAUUAGCAACAGAAGACAGGUUCCAAAAGCAGUUCCUUAACCAACAAUGGUCUAUUGAAAGUUCAACUGCCAAAAUCCCCCUAAAAGAGCAGAAUAGUGGGGUAAAUUUGUUAACAUCUUCUGGAAAUAGCAAGGCAAUGGCAGGGAGCAGUGAUGAGCCAUGUGAAACCACCGAGGAAGGAGAUAAUAAAUGGAGUCUGAGCUUCAGUAGCAGCAAUGGAUCCAGUUCUUGGAGCAAAUUAAGUCAAUUUUCAAGAAGUUUGUCUGAAUCAAAUUCAUUAAAUUCAAGUGUAAAUUCCUUUGUUAUUCUUCAACCAGAAAUUACUGAGCAGAUGCGCCAAGCUUGUUCACUAGAUGCCACAGAUUAUGAAAGACUUCUUUCAGGCGUAAAUCAUGAAUGGCUACUGAAGAGGCUAAAGGAUACAGGAGUAUUUAGCUUCCAGCAGUCACAUAAAACAUACAAUGCUCUGCUUCUGAAAUUUUCCAAAAAAUCUGAGCUGUGGACUGCCCAGGAAACAGUCGUGCACUUUGGGGAUGAUGUGGAUGUUAAAAAUGAGGGAAAGCAAAGAAAAGCUUUCUGGAUCUACUUUCUACACCAAGAUGAGACUUUGGGAAGGUAUGUUGGGAAAGCAUACAAAAAGCACAAGGAGCUGCUGUAUCAUUUCGUCGAUGUUGAGCGUCAGAUGACUGCUCAGUAUUAUGUGACAGAAUUCAACAAAAGACUCUAUGAGAUGAACAUUCCCACUCAGAUAUUUUAUAUUCCCUCUGCUGUUCUUUUGAUUACAGAAGGCGGCAGCAUUAAGGGAUGUGUGAGUGUGGAGCCUUAUAUUCUUGGAGAAUUUGUAAAACUUACCAAUAACACCAAGACUGUGAGAAUGCAAUAUGAAGCUACAAAGUACGGUUUGGCUUUUGGACAUUUUGCCUAUGAGUUUUCUAAUUUCUCUGAUAUAGUGGUGGAUUUACAAGGUUGGGUAACAGGAAGUGACAAAGGAGAAGCACUCAUUUACCUCACUGACCCACAGAUCCAUUCAGUUAAGGAUACACCAGGAGCCACCUGUCUAAAUUUUGGAAGUGACGGGAUAUACAUGUUCUUCAAUGUUCAACAUAAAGAGUGCAAUGAAAUUUGCCAUAGUCUGUCUCUUACCAGGCCUGACAUAAAAGUAUUAGAAAAGUCUAGUAAAGCAGGAACAAGUAAAGACCGUCGACAUCAUUUUAAAAAUUCCAAAGGUACAUGACAAUGAAAGACUACAGUACCUCCAUUGUAGACCCGUUCAGCACGUGUGUAUAUGCAUAUUCUUUAUGUUUCUUCCCUAAUCCUUUUACUUUCUAUUUGGAAUAAAAAAGAAACCCUGUAAAAACGAUAAUCUUAAUGAAUACUUACAGAGGUAGGGGUGUAAGCAUAUUAAUAUCCUUGCAUUAAUAUGGACAUGGAGGUCAGUCAGUGACUGCUGACUUAAUUUACAUUUGUUUUUUAUUCUUUCUGGUGUAUUUAUUCUCUGGAAGGUGUGGUGCCACAAUGUAUAAAAUCUAUAUAUGUUACAUUAUUUUUCUAUAAACAUUCAGAGUUUAUUUUGGUAUAAUGGGGUCAAUAUAAACAAUUUAUUUCAGGGAUACUUUUUCCUAAGUGAGAUGUUCAAAAAGUAAGUGGGUCAAAAUAAAUCUAGUUUGGAGAAUAUUCCUGGAUUCUAAAUAUAAGAUGUUCUGCAAAUAUAGCCAUAGAUAGAUGUAAGGAAAUAUGCAAAUUAAUUGUGUAUCUUUGGAGAGAUUAAUAAAGUAGUAUGUUAGUAGAUCCCGAACUUUGGUUUUGUGACACAGAAAUAAUAAAAAUAUUAUAUUAAAUAAAAUGUGAAUCACAAAUGUAUCUGAGUAUAUUUCAAAACCAAGGAUAAGUAGUGUUUUACAUUUUCAAUAAAAAUAUCCUCU